GAUAAGAUAAGAAAAUGACAUGGUGGCAGCAUCGCAGCAGGGUAGAGGGAGCUACGCUACAACCCUUCGAUUCAAUCGAGCAGGGCAGUGGCCGUGCAUCUGAUCCAAUCCACUACUGUUCAUCGGAUGGCCUUGCAAGUCGCAUUUAGAUAAGUGGGAGCCUUUAUCUAUCUCUGUAUCCAUUGAUAAUAUCUCUCUCUUUCCUCUGCUCCUACACCUUCGCUUUCUUUGCUUCCUCACUCCAUCGUUGAUCCCUUCGCUUCAGCACUCACUCCCCUCCGUUCCCGCCCGCUGAUUCUGCUGCUGCUCAAGCUGGGGCUUUGGGGAAACAAGACCAAGCGCUGAUCUGAUCACACCAGAAGAGAAGCCCUUAUAUAUAUGGCCCUCAAGACUCUGCAAGUUUCAUCUAAUUUAGCAAGGCGGCCAAGCACCUACAGUUUCGGUCAAUCCUCGCCUUCGUACCAGCCAAAACUUCCACUGAGACCUGACGCAAGACUCGCCGCAAAGAAGCACCAAAAGAGUAGUACAUCUGUCCUGAAAUGCAGAGCCAAUCUGCACGGUUGCAUGGAUGAGGUUGUUCAGUCCCAGAAGGAUCAGACAACUGAAAUCCCCAUUGUUCUGUACCCAUCGGCCACCUUUCCCGGCACGACACUUCAGUUGCAGGUGUACGAGUUCAGGUACCGCAUCAUGAUGCAGACUCUUCUUCAGGAAGGCCUGAAGUUUGGGGUCAUCUACUCCGACAAAAAUGGCAGGAUGGCCGAUGUAGGGUGCAUUGUCCAUGUGAUCGAGUGUGAGAGGCUUGUCGACGACCGAUUCUUUCUCACCUGUGUAGGUGAAAACAGAUUCCGAGUAGUCGGGGUCAUCAGGACAAAGCCCUAUGUGGUUGCCAGAAUUCAGGUACUGAAUGACCAGCCUGGCUCAGAGCCACAUGAUGACCUGGGGAGCCUGAUGCAGCAAGUGGAACAGCACCUGAAGAAUGUGGCCAUGCUUUCAGACAAACUCAGCUGGAAUCCAAGGGGAGACCAUCAGGCUGAGCAACUCCGUAGGCUGCAUUCUGCUGCCUCUUUCUCAUUCCUUGUCGCGCGAUUAUUCAUCGAUGAUCGUUCAGAGCAGCAGGCGCUGCUCCAGAUGGACGACACCACGCAGCGGUUGGCGCGAGAGGGGAGGUACCUGGAGCGCAAGAGCAAGUACCUGGCGGCCAUUGCUGCGAUCAAUGACGCCUUUGAGCACUUGUCCUGCAACGAGAAGUAGAACCUACCUGUGCAUUUUGAAGGUGUACUGCUGCUACCAGAUAAGCAGAGACCACUGGCAAGAGCAAUAAGCGAUGUGUCAUAGUUAUAGGUUUAGCAUUGAGCCUUGGUUUUGCUUCAGCUUCUGCUGCUGAUGCAGAUGCUGUGUACGGUGUACAUUAAUUCUUGGAUUACUUUUCUUCGCUGCAAGUUUUUGCUAUUCCUAGAUGCACAUGUAUAUAUGCGUACAUGGAGGCUAUAUUGAGUAAUGUGUAUGCAGCUGAGUCUUGCUUUGCCAGGCAACA
Phragmites australis (common reed) is the source of this 1534-nucleotide messenger RNA. RefSeq lists its product as uncharacterized. Bases 379 to 1251 code for a protein of 290 amino acids. NCBI's taxonomy places the organism in Eukaryota, Viridiplantae, Streptophyta, Magnoliopsida, Poales, Poaceae. The transcript is spliced from 2 exons. The record is from RefSeq and is a predicted model, not a curated record.